Daphnia pulicaria is the source of this 1090-nucleotide messenger RNA. RefSeq names its product snRNA-activating protein complex subunit 1-like (gene Pbp45). The record is from RefSeq and is a predicted model, not a curated record. Gene Ontology annotation, biological process: snRNA transcription by RNA polymerase III; snRNA transcription by RNA polymerase II. The transcript has 6 exons. Gene Ontology annotation, cellular component: snRNA-activating protein complex. The coding region runs from base 110 to 994 and encodes 294 amino acids. Gene Ontology annotation, molecular function: sequence-specific DNA binding. NCBI's taxonomy places the organism in Eukaryota, Metazoa, Arthropoda, Branchiopoda, Diplostraca, Daphniidae.
UCUUUCAUACAUACAAUUACAAAAGAGAACAAACGUUGAAACGUACCGUACGUGUGUUUCUUUAAUAAAGAUUAGAUUAUUCACACGUUAAUUGUGUUUGGAAAUCAUAAUGUUGGACGAUGCUAUUGUUGCCAUCGGAAGUGCUAAUGACUGUGAUAUAUUGGUUGAAAAAUUUUCACAGUCAGAGAGUUUGAGCUUUGCUGACUUUGCACGUGUAUGGAAAGCAUCACAUUUUGAACUUAUAUUUUGUGGAAGGAGUUCGGAAGAACUGCCACUUCUUGCAAGUGAACUGUUAGCUAUCGCAAAAGCUAUAAUUUUGAAUGUAAAUAAAGAGUUUGCAUCCAGGGUUGGAGGACUUUACCUUAUGUAUGGAUUGUACUUUACUCAAAAAGCCAAAUCCAAAAUUCGUUUAACUCUAAGUGAAUUCAAGGAAUUCAUGAAGUUCACUUGUGAAUUGAAAGAACAGAAUAAUAUGGAUGCUGAAUUUAUUUUCCAGAAACUUUUUAUUGCUAAAGCGUUUUUGUUCUGUGCUUGCAGUACCCCAAACAAGUACAUCCAAAUGAAUAAAAAAUGCCAGUCUGAAGAAGACGUUGGAAAUGCAAUGGAUGAGAAUGAAUGUAGAUUGAUUGGAUGUGAGGGUUUGUCAUCUAAUAGUCUAAGAAAUGUAGACCUUUUGCACUCUAAAUACGAAGAGUUAAAGCCUCAGAUAGCAGGAUUUGUAACAACUUCUUCAUCUGCUGCUCCCAGUAAGAAUUUUCCCUCUGAAAUUCAGGCAAUUCUAGAUGCGUUCAAGUCCGAUAUUGCUAAAAUAAAAAAUAAUGGUACCAAGCAAGGAAAACCUACGAGCGUUGCUGAAGAAGUAAAUCAAGGUGUUAUUCGAAGAAGAAUAGUGAAUUCUUCGUUUCAGUCUCAAAGCCGAUCACGUCGUAUGCCUGUAGAUGUUACAUCUAUGGACUCGGCCAGGAAAUCAUCGAAAUCUAAGCGAGACCACUGAACUGAUCUAUACAUUGAAGGAAGUUUUUUUUAUUUUUCAUAAGGGUUGAACAAUCAUUUGAAAAUAAACCCAAAACUCAGUAACCGUAUUUUCUGU